This is a messenger RNA of Helianthus annuus (common sunflower), 579 nucleotides long. RefSeq lists its product as uncharacterized. Bases 1 to 579 code for a protein of 192 amino acids. The transcript is spliced from 3 exons. The record is from RefSeq and is a predicted model, not a curated record. Lineage: Eukaryota; Viridiplantae; Streptophyta; Magnoliopsida; Asterales; Asteraceae.
AUGGGUUCCCCGUCGGAAGACUCCUUCACUGAUAUUUACCGAAGAUUUUUUUCACCCGAAGAAGACGCGGAGGAGGAAGAAGCGGUUACGAGUGCAUCCGGGUGUUUUAACGAUAUUAAUACGUUAGAGGCUUCACCAUUAUUAGAGAGCUACAUUUCUGGAACUAUACCAAAGGCAGGUUUUCAUGCGAACGGGAACGACUACGAGCAUGGCUACUAUUUGGGCGAUGGUAUAUACCCGGAGUAUUCGAUUAUUGUUAAAACGUUUUCUGAAACGUUCGAUGAGAAAAGAAAAAAUCCUUGUCGCAUGUGGCAUAAGGAUAGAAUACGAAUGACCAUGUAUGCUUGCAUCAUUUUGCAUAAUAUGAUCAUUGAGGAUGAUGGAAGAGCGAUAUGUCAAAAUUAUAUUCCGGAAGAUUUAGUCGAAGGAACCCAAGCAACAAUGGAAGAGAGACUCGCAAAUGCUCAACUAUUGCGAUCUAAGGAAAUACAUAACACGUUGAAGGCGGAUUUAGUUGAGCAUGCUUGGGCGAUUCGCCCAAUUCGAUACAACAGUGACGACGAAGAAGAUUCCGAGUAA